Molecule: messenger RNA, 567 nt
Organism: Acaulospora colombiana
Lineage: Eukaryota; Fungi; Glomeromycota; Glomeromycetes; Diversisporales; Acaulosporaceae
Source: the annotation of a GenBank genome assembly
UCCAACUUCCCAGAAAAGAAGAGAAAUCAUAACAUCUUCCCACACAAAAGACGCUCAUGCUUAGGUUUGCCAAAAGCGAAUCCAGGGAUGAUUCGCGGCGGUCGCGCGAGGGCGGCCAAAGUCCAAUUUCAACAAGGAUCAUUCGGACGAGCAGUCAUCAAGAUGAAACGCCUCGGAUUAAAACAAAAGGAAAUGGAGGAGAAACCUAGUAGUUUGUCCAACACCGAUUUUGCCCUGCUGCCCCCAACUCGCGUGAGAACGCCUCUAUACCCAUUUGCAUCGGAAGGCCGAAUAAUUGGCUGUUAUAUCUCCGACGCCGAAGCUUGCGCGCGGGAACCCUCAGGCGCGACGGUCCGUCCCGGAAAGGCGGCUAUUGUCACGAAAAAGAAGAUGCUGUUGACCCGAAUAUUAGAACGCAGGAGAUUCCACGAAGCCGUUUGGGCAAUACUGUUCACACUGGUUAAAGGUACCGUCAGUCCUGCAGUCGAAUGGGGAAGAGGUAAACAAGAUACUCACGCCGCUUUACUGGCACUAUCUAUUGGACCGCCAAGCACGCCACCCAUUUGA